Molecule: messenger RNA, 20284 nt
Organism: Pocillopora meandrina
Lineage: Eukaryota; Metazoa; Cnidaria; Anthozoa; Scleractinia; Pocilloporidae
Source: the annotation of a GenBank genome assembly
CGCAACCAAAGGUUGAUAAACACCGCAAAUUCUUAUGAUUGCUUGACACUCGCGCAAGUUGAAGUAGUCAUCUUAAGUCAACUGAGUAUGAGGGCAGUUUCUGAACCGUAUCUCACAACAGUAACCCUAGAAGACCUAACUGACUCACACUUUGAAGACAUAACACUCAGCGAGGAGCAGAGCAGAUUUCUUGAUGCAGUUCGUGAUGGCGACGCACAUGGUGUUCGUUUGUACGUGCUGGAAAAACAUGUCGAUGUGAAUUGCGCGAAUUUAUCCGGAGAAACAGCUCUGCAGCUAGCGGUUAAUAACGACCGUCGCGAUAUCGCAAAGUUUCUUCUUGAGAAUGGAGCUGAAGUGGGGAACGCCUUGUUACAAGCUGUGGCCAAAGAUUCGGUCGAGUGGGUGAGGGCGCUGCUCGCUUUCGUGAAGGACUCAGAGAGUCGACCAGCCAGUCCGAGCAAUGUGUCUUCAGAACAGCUGACGAGCCAGGUUCGGUAUAGUAGAUUCGUUUCCCCUUUGAUGUUGGCUGCCCACAAUGACAACCAGGAGAUUAUAAAGCUUUUCUUGUCGAAGGGUUUCACCAUCGAAGAACCAGCAUUCCAUGAUAGAUCCUGUGAAUGCGAUGAAUGCAUGCGCUUGGGAAAGCGAUUGGGGACUUCUCUUUACCGUUUGCAGAGUUAUCGAGCGCUAACUAGCCCUGUAUACAUGUGCAUGUCGUAUUUACUCGACAAAUCAAGCGAGCAGUCGGUCGAAGAACAAGACAUAACUUUGUCCAAAGAUCCAAUCGUUCGAGCUUUCCUUUUGAAUCGGAAGUUGGAGAAUCUCGUGGAUACCGAGUACGAAUUCAAAGCGGACUACAAACAGUUGUCUAACAACUGCGAAGAAUUUGCAGUGGCACUUCUCGCGAAAUGCCGCACGAUGGAAGAAAUUAGUUGUGUGAUGAGGGUGCCAGGUAUUGAUCAAGUACAAUAUGUAGAAGUCAGGGGAGGACCGGAAGCCCAAAAGCUCAGAGUGCUGAAUUUUGCCAUUGCUAAUGGUAAUGAAAAGGUAAGACUAUUAAGGUUUUAACUUGCUUAACUAAACAAGACUUGGUCACUGUUGUGAUUGGGAAGGACGUAGAUCACGAUUUUUCUAUUAUUAUUAUAAUUUUUUCAAGAUAAAAAUAAAAGAGCAAUCCUGGACGAUAUAGUUUGUGGAAAGUGAAAAUAACACGCUGAGGUAAAAAUAAACAGGCUGGAAUCGGGAAGAAAAAAUUUGACAAGAAAGCUCCGAAGAACUGUCAAGGAAAACAUGUCUUGGACGAAAUUUGCUGAGGUAGAUGGCUUAACGAGGGCCCUGAGAUUCGUCAAUAAAAAGCCAAAGUUUCAAAUUAAAAUUGAACUCCUACAAAUUUGCCAUGUGGAUAGUACUCGUCAGUUUGUUAUGGUUUUUUCUUACGGCACAAACGGGAACGUAGCUCCAUUAAUAACUAGAAUUGUAAAACAAAUCAGUGCGUUCGAUGCAAAAGUCAAUAUAUGUUAAGUGUAACUAAUGAUUAUGCAUCUUUCUGUAAACAUGGUCUCUCCAUGGUAACGUCUGUGGUCAGUGAAUUUGGGGGAGGAAGGGAAAGGAAACAUGCAUGCCCACCCUCUUGGGGUUUACCUCAGGGGAAAAAAAAAAGAACAGCUGUCGUUGAUAGUUGCUGAUAACACUUGAUAGCCAAAAGCGGAAGCGAUAGUCAAUGGCAAGUGACAAAAUGUUUGUCUGUCAAAGUAAUGGGCUUUUGCGUGAUGUUGGUGGUUGCGUAACUCAAGUACAUUUAGAGUUCGUUACGAGUGAUUUGUAGGUUAAAAUUCGUCGAAUGUGUCGGUUCAGCUUGGCUCCAGAUUCUCAAUUAUGUUCAUGUCGUAAAAUGGGUUUAAGCUAAACGCAGAGUGUUCUCAGUUUUUCAUAGAGGCAAAAAGUUUUUGGGGGAGGGCGAUGCUUGAGUAUUUGAGUGAUCUGCGGACAAGAGGUAUAAAUGUCUCGGGAUAUAGUGAACAUGUUGCGCGACAAGACUAAACUACAGCUGCAGAUAUUUGUAGAGCUCGAGACAAAGCGUUUGGGAACAGCUUAGAGUGAAAAAAAAAUAAAAGAAAAAAAUAUCACUGAUCAGUAUUUUCGGAUACAAGUAUUCUUUGGCUUUGUCAACAACAAGCGAGGUUAUUUUAGGUUCUUUAGCACUAGUAGAAAAUUCCCAAAUCCUGCAUAGAAUUAAAAAAAAAAAAAGAAAAGAAACACCAUCGUUGUAUCGGACUUGAGAUUUCGUGACGGGUUUAAACCUAUCACGUACGAGAUUAAGUGUGCGCUGGACAAUAAGCCCUCUUAAAGUGGACUUGUAUCAUUUUUAGGAACUCACGUCAUCUUUUUUCCUUUAGUUUGUCGCUCACCCUUACAGCCAGCUUAUGCUCAACUCGGUGCUGUACGACAGAUUGGGCGGAUGGGAAGAUUUUGGCUUCCUAAAGAAAGUGAUAUGCAGUAUAUUAUUAACGUUACUGUUGCCAGUGUUGGUUUUAGUUUAUUUCCUGGCGCCUAACUCUCAAGUCAGCAAAAUGCUGAAGAAACCAUUCUUCAAGUUUGUAAGUCACGCGGGGUCGUUCUGCUGCUUUCUUAUCCUGCUCAUAUUUUCGUCGAUCCAGGACAAGUGGUUUGAUGUGCUUCAGUUUUCAGUCAUUGGUAAGUACUUGUCAAGUUCUUUUUAAUCGUUUGACAAUCAAUCUCUCUAGUCAAUUGUCAUUGAAAUUAAUUUAAGAGUAUUUAAUCGGUAGUAAUAGUACACGCCAAUUAUUUAUCACACUCCUUACAAUUGAAGUAAGCGAAUGAUGUAUACAAGAAGCCGUUGUGGAGGAGUUUAUUUGAGUCUUUUGUCGUUAUGGCGAAAAAAUAACUUCUGCGUAGACCAGUAAGUUGUAUUUCUUCUUGACCAGAUUUGUUCAUGUCGCUGUGGAUCGCCGGUCUGUUGUUCCAAGAGGCACAGGAGGCAUUUCGCCAAGGUAAAGAGCGUUAUCUUUCACAAUACUGGAACCUCGUCACUCUGUUUAUGAUAGGGUUGUUCGUAAUUUCGGGAAUCCUUUGGAUUGCCGGGUUCAUCAUGACAGCGCAAGGAUUUGGAGGCUGGACAAUACCCAUUGGCGACGUAUUUGGUGACAAAGCCCAAGUGUACGCAUAUCGCCUUAUUCUCCUUUCUAAUGCCACAUUUUCCAUCAGUCUGGUGUUGAGCUUCAUAAAUGCUUCAAACUUUUUUCAAGUUAACUCCAUUCUCGGGCCUCUGCAGCUGUCCUUGGUGAAAAUGAUGCGAGACAUUAUCAAGUUUCUGUUCCUGUUUUUGUUGUUGUUUCUUGCAUUCGGUUGGGCCGAGCGAAAGGUUUACUCCCGGUACGUACAAACAAGGAAAGCUUUUCAGGGGAAUGAAACUGAACACGAAUUUGCCAGGUAAGUACUAAUUGAGUCUUUGGUAUGUAUCAAAAGAACAAUUUUGCCCCAACGAGAGAAAUUUAGGCUCGGUUUUCGAUCAUGAUAUGACUGGUAGAUCACGUGAUCACUGAAUCCACUUCGUCCAAUUUAAUAGUCAAACUUGAUAGAUUUAGUUGACUACUGACUCAUUACAGAUACUGAAAAUUUAUGAAUAAGCAGAUAAGUUGUAGUUUAAUGAUAAAUAAUGAUUAAUAAAAAGUAAAUAACAGACAACAGGUUAUAAAAAAAAGAAACAGUGCAAUUCAAUUCCUUUAUUUUUUCCAACUAUUGUGCAGCGAUUGCGUAGAAACUUGGCCAACUGUGCGACAAAGAAAACAAGGAAACAAAGAAAGGAAAGGAAAUGCGUCUAGUGAAACUGCUGUUUAACGGUUUAUUUUUUUUAAAGGAUCGGAGGAAGUUUGAGGUUCUUGUUUUGGGACUUGUUUGGCAUGUCGGAACUGUCGGACCUGAGAACACACAAGAACUUCAUCAUCACUCAAUACGCAGGGGAAGUUCUCCUGGGAUUAUACAGUAUUUUUUCCAUUGUAGUUGCCAUAAACAUGUUGAUUGCAAUGAUGACGAACUCCUAUCAGAGGGUCGCGGUAAGUUAAACCAAUGAAAGCCCAUUUACUUGUGCGAUUUUUAUCUCGUGAUGUAAUGUAAUUUUAUUGCACCGAAGGUGUUUCUCCAAAAAAGCAUCUAUCAAAAUAGCGCUAUUUACGAUCAAGCUGCGAUUCACUGCGUUUUGAUGUGAAAAGCACGAAAUAUGUUAUCUUGUAACUGAAAUUUCGCAUGUCGCAGAGGCGCUGACCUUAUGUUGACAAUUUGUUGCUGUUUUUUAAGGACGAUGCUGAUAUCCAGUGGAAGUUCUCGAGAACUCGGAUGUGGAUGCCAUAUCUGGACGAAGGCAAUGUAUUGCCGCCGCCAUUUAACCUCAUUCCUCAUCCAUAUUUGGUAAUCCGUCUCUGUAGAAGGUUUUGCGCUGAUCCGUCCUCCUUCAUGGUAGGUGGAGAGGCCUAAAGAUUCAAUGUUGUAUAACCCUCUCUCAUUAGUUACUCUGGGUUGACUUGACAUGACAUCUAACAAUGAAACUGUUCCCAGUCAAAAGUCUCUAAGCAGGCAACAACGCAGAAUGUGUGACUUCAGAGGGUAACAGUACAUUGUUACCCGCAAAGGUUGACCGACAUUGUACGUAAAAGAACGUGACUGGCGUUGGUGUGACAUUUCAGCAGUGUAGUAUUUUCCGCUCUAAUGUGCUCACAGAUCUUCAUAAAUUUACGAUUUGUCUUCACAUUGCCCUUGAAUUUCUACGCUGUGCUAUAUAACAAAUUACUUAACGUUGGUCCCUCGGGAAACGGUCUAUUUUGUUUCCCUCGGUAGCGGUCGUUAAGUGUUGAAUAUAGUCCUGUAAACCCACAUAGUCAUAAAAAUUAAUGCGCACAUACUCCGUUCAAUGUCUGCUGCUUACUUUUGUUUUUCCCUUUUUUUAGCGCGGAUGCUGUGCUAGGCGCGAAAGACCAGCGCCACUUCUGAAAGAUAAGGUGGACAUACAGAGGGUAUGUUUUAUAUAUGCAACUUGCUACACCCUAACACGUUUAUGUUCGAAGAGCUAAUUCAACCGUUAAAUUUAAGGGAGUAAACUGUGGAUUUAAAUAAGAAAACACUCCCCUGGCACUUUGAUCAUAAAAAUAAUAUAUACCAACGUGAAAGGAAGUACGAAUGUAGUAGAGGCUUGAGAACAAUGAUGAGUAAUCAAGGCUUGGGGUAAAAUUUUUAUCUAAUGAGGUAUUCUUGCUUAAAUGGUAAUGACUUCAUUCAGUGGGAUGCAACACUAAAAUCAGUUACAACUUGGUUACUUUCCUUUUAGCUCAUUUCGGUAUUUGCCUCUGCCUUUUGUUAAUUUAGCGUCGCGUGGUAAUGAGGCGUUUGAUCCAGCGAUAUCUACUCACUAUUGAGAAUCCGAACAAACCCUUCCAGUCCCAUGCCCCUCAGCUUACAGCGGAGAGAUUGGGGGACUGUGGCGAACUAAAGGAUAUGAUUGCACAGUUGCAAGGCAUGUUGAGAAGGAGUGAAGAAAGGAAAGGUCUUGCUGAUGCAGCAAAACCACAGUCUGAGGUAAGUGCAUAUCAGGAGACAGUAUUAGGGAUCACACACAAACUAGGACGACAACAGGUACAAGCUCGCCUGUAAACAAAAGCUUUUAUUAGGGGAAAAGCAUUAGCUCUGCCCGUUUUUUUUAAAACUGUAAAUUAUCUUGUCUUCCACUGAAAAAAGAAAAUAGGAACGCGAAAUAACCACCAAGUAGUGCGUUCUCUGAGUAUGACAGCAAUGAGCCUGACAGCAACGAAUUUACUUUUCUUUGUGGAACUUCACAACAGCUUUAUGCAGAUCCCAUUAACACAGUACACACGUCGAAAAUAUUUUGAUCGUCUAUGAUUUUAUAAUUAUUUUGUAACUUCACUUAUAACUAACAAUUCAUUGAAUUGUGAGCAGCUUGUCGAAAUAUUAUCUGCUAUAUAGACUGCUCAUGUAUAUGCGACUUCCUCUGUAGUUUGGGAUACUUACGUGACUUAAAAUUUUCUUUGUGGACUAGAGGGUUUUUAACGUUAUUUCCCUUUAUUAUUUCCUUUAGGAAAAAACCAAGGUAGAGAUUCAUCACAGAGGCAAUGGAACUUAUUGCAAAGCGGAGAAAGACGCGGACGCUAUUCUGUGAGCUAGAUAUUGACAGUUAAAGAACUUUUAACAUUCCUUUUUAUAGUCCUCUAACUCGUUGAAUGAGCGUAGCUUGAAAAUUGAGUUCUUGUGGUGUCUCUAUAUGCGAACAUGUCACACGCUCACUCCAGUGAGAACGAUGACGUUACAGGGUCGCUCAUUCAAUAAGGAUGGUGACAUACUUCAAAAAUUUUCGUUUAACUUGGGAAAAUUUUUGUUUGUUCACAUAUAAUGAAGAAGAUCGGAGACAUCACUCGGCAAAUCAAUUUGAUUGGUAAUUCGUAGAAAAAAGAAGUUUCUUCAUUUUCGUCAUUUUUAACUUUCUUAUUCCCACGUUUACUGAGUCCCCGGCUAAGAAAACUCUCAGCUUUUCAUAGAAGAAAUUAAAAAGAGAUCUGUUUCCAGGAAUUAUCCGUUUUUCCGUCAAUCGCAAAAUGCAUUGUUUCGAAGACGCAGAUCGAAAAAUAGGUGUUUACAAGUAAUUUUCGGUAAAAUGAGAGAGCGACUUUUUUUUUUUUAAGGUCCCUUAUUUUUUUACCCAAAGAUCUCUCACGCAGCUGCUAAGUCACUCGUGAUGAAUUUGCUUUUUUCGAGGAUUUCGAGAAACUCGUUCAAUUGACGACCGGUCUUUUUAAAUUUUAAGUUGGUUGUUAGUUCGCAGGUAUAAUAUUUUACAGCCAAUUUUGGAACAUGAUCAAAGUUUACCAGGAUUUUUUAUUCUUUAAUAGUAAGCGUGAUAAAACCAGAACAAAAGCCUCUGUAGUUUCAGAAAUAGACAUUUUAACACGUUUGAGAUGGAUUUUAAUGUAAAGAAAGAGGGUAAGGUUAGGGAGCUCGUUGAGGGUCAAAGAAUUUAUUUUAAGUGGCAUAUAUUUUUCAACAGCUCUACCAGAAAAAAGUGAAAGAUUGUGCUUAGAUGGCAAAAAUAUCUUGACUUUUUAGUUGUAUUAAAUGGUGCUUAUUUGAAAAAAGUGUGAAACGCAUUGUUUAAAAGAAACGAUCGCUCUCCAAUUUGCCGCUUCUUUUUCGCACGGUACAUUCCAUACAACUGUUCAUCACCACCUAGCAACGAGAAACAGAAUUUUUCUGCACAAUUUACAUCUGUUUAACAUAUUGAUCAUGUCGCUGUUACCGAUUAUAGGAGAAAAAAUUAAUGAAUAGUUUGAGUAUUUUUUGUUUCUACAUACCAGUCGCUAUACUUAAAAUUGACAGUGGUAAAGAAAACCUUAAUGCGCUGGCGUUCUUGAGUAAGAAGAGUCAUCCUACUGUGUAGAGAAAGUUCACAACGUGAGAAAUAAUUGCUUUUAAACAUGGCGGCUCAUGCAUUAAGACGCGGAAGGACAGCUUCGACGUCUCUGUUAGACGUUUUAGAGGCUACUAUGCCGGAGAUGUCUCUUUCUGAAGAAGAACAAUUCUUUUUUGAUGCCGUCCGCAGAGGGGACUUGCGUCAAGUGAGAGAAUUUUUUAAAAGAAAAUCCAGCUCUCUCGAGUCUGAAGAAGGAACGGAAAGACAAGCCAAGGUGGGAAAUUUUGCACUUACCCUCGCUGCACAGCAGGAUAACUACGAUUUGGUGAAGUUUUUCCUCUCCAUGGGAUAUAGAAUUGACGAACCGCAUCCCCGCUCUUGUUCGUGCGAAAGCUGUAAUGGAAUGGGAAGCCUGGAGAAAGCUCUAUAUCGACUGAAUGGUUAUCGGGCCUUAGCCAGCCCGGUUUAUCUCUCGUUGUCGUAUCUCGCCGACUGCGAGAAACAGGAACUAACCGCUGAAUAUACGUGUACAAAUGACCCUGUUUAUCAAGCAUUUGUGCUCAACGGAAAGCUCGAACUUCUCGCCCGGCAGGAAUACGAGUUCAAGAAGGAUUACUCAAAUCUGUCGACUCGAUGUGAAGAGUACGCGGUAGCACUGCUGAAUCUCUGCAGGAACAUGACAGAGAUUGGCUGCGUGAUGACCAUGCCUUCCAUCAAGGGGCUAGCACACGUUCGAGUCAGGACAGCGAAUGAGGCGGCAAAGAAAUUGAGUGUUCUUAACUUUGCCAUCAAGAACAAGAAUGAGAGGGUAAGUUUGUUGUUUUCAUUAAUAACUGGACUCUCAAGGGCGAAAAUCCUUUCGACACAAAUUUUUUCCAACAGGUCUCUUAAGCUCAAAGGGAUUCGAGUUUGUGGGAUGAUCGCAACAAUAAAUGAGAAGCAAUGACUUGUUUUGAAUUCAGUGUGCGCGGAAAGACUUGUCCCGUUUUGUGUAUAUCAGCCUUCAGACUCUUUUUUUAUUGCCGCGUCAUUCACGUGCCAGACCCAGUGUACGAAGCACAAACUCAAUUUCGGCGUUCGAAUCAGUCUGUUUGAACUUUUAAGUACCAUGUGUUAAUCAACGUACAGUGCGCGGAUACAGACCUGUACAUUAUUCGACAACAGAGCGCGGGGCAGUCGCCUCUAUUUAGUCAGUCUCAGCUUCUCAACGCGGUACUUUCAACCGCAUAGGAAAGAGACAUUCUUAAAUUCAUCCCAUGCCUUAAACUGAGAUCUUUCAAGAGACAUAUUAAAUUGCUUAAAUGAAUUUAAUGCGAUUUCAAAAUCAGACAUCUGUGACUGAAAGUACUUGUGCACCGUUUGAAUCAACCGCCGCGUCAGAGAGGGCUUCUGUAGACUGAUUUAGUACAGAAAAAUUUCGUUUUAAGUUUUAACGUUAACAUGUGUGAAGAUCAAAUGUUUGUGAUCAAUCCGUUUCUAACAUAAUCGAUGCGUUUUGAUUAAAUCAUUUUAUACCAGCUAUAAAAGAAACACUAACACCUCACGUGUUGCUAUGUUUUAUCAUUAAACCUGAGCAUAGACGUUCACAACCGCAUUAAAUUUUUUUGGGAAAAAUUGGGGGCUGAUUUUAGUAUCUUAAUAAUCAGAAUGAAUUUAGAAUCAAUUUGAAAAUAUAGUGACAUUUUCAGUUCGGAGAAUUAAUGUUUGCAGCGUAUUAUCGUAAUUUAAAAAUAACACGGACUUCAUUAAAAGGGCUGCCACGUUUCGCAAUUAUUGAAUUGCAAAUUUUACCUCGUACAAUAUUGUUCCUCAGUUACACUUAGCGUUCGUAAAUUUUGUAGAUACCAUCUGUUUCAGCAACGAAAAAAAGCAAAAUGCCGUUUAGUUUCUCAUUACGUUUGUUUUGCUUCACUUUAUCUUUUUUCGCUUUAAUUUAAGGCGAUCUUGCGCGUACUUUGUGAAAAUUAUGAAUAAUGAUACAUAUUCACGUAGGAAAUUUGAAUGCGGUACAGACAAAAUCGCCUUUGGAAUAUAUUCCCCUGAUAACAAGUUAACUUUUGUUUAGUUAUUUGUAAAAAUGGGGGGUUUUACCGUGAAAUCAACCAACUAACUUCUUCUUCUACUGUUGAAUCGAGUUUGUUUUUGAUUGCUGAUGAUAGUAGUAGUAAUGAGAAUUACAAAGAAUGCAUCGAUCAUUUCUAUUACGCGUGUUGCAGUACUCACUCAUAAAGGAAUUAUUAAUUAAAGAGACACCCUAUGUCACUCAAGUAAGGACAAUACGAAGGUUAUUUACAAAGCUUAAGUCACUAUUCUUAACAUUUCUUUGAACUACCUAAAAAUGAUUUCAUUUGCUUUCUUAAAAAUGAUUUAAUACCAUUCAACAUUGCGCUACAUACAUUAGUAUACAUAAUCUUACUAUCCAAUUGCACAGAGUAUAGUAUAAAUAACGCGCGAAUAGAUUACAAAUAUCCUGCGAUAUUGUAUAGUUAGUUAUUUUGUACUGGGAAAAGAACCUGUUUAACCGGCUUUGUGCACUACGCUUCUCUUUCUACUUUGCUUUUCUCGCCUUAUGAGAGAUGGGAAAAAUAAUUGGCAAAAAAAGAAAAUAUUUAGAUGGUAAAUAACUUAUUGGACGUUAUUGUGUAGUAUUGCUUAGUACUGUUAAUCGUUGUUACGAUUACAUUGCCUACGGGCAAAUUCGUAAAAAUACUCAGCGAUACACUCCAAAACAUCUUAUGAUAUAUAUAUAUCGAAGCAAAAGUACUCCUACCAAAGCGUUGUGAAUCUUUUAUCAAACACUUAACACUAUUACCUGAUUUGCAGGUCUUUUUUGGAUGUAAGUUAAGAACAAGUCUCUGUAAGAAUCAAACAUCUUGGGAAAUGAAAAUUUUCAACCUCCCUUCAAAUUUUGCAUGCAGUUAGGCGCUCAGGGGGAUGCACAAAAAUGCUCUUUUUAAAGGGCGCAGCACUCUUGUUGCCAUGGUAACAACGGCUGCUUGUUCGAGGCUUGGGGCCUUAUUUUCACACAAAAACGUCGCAAAAAAAGAGUGAAAUGUUUAUUUCUCUAUCUCAAGCUAAAUAAAACAUUACAAAUUGGCACUUCUACCAUACAUAGUAACAUCAUUCGUCUUCACUUUGAUACAUUUAAUUUUGCCUGGGAGUGAAUGUGAACACACCAAGAGAUUAUUUAUCUCGGUACAGUUUCGGUCAUUUUUGUUGUCGGGUAAAACAGGGAAAACGUUUAUCUGAAUUUCUCCAAAAGUACACCGAUCCUGGAGCUGAAACUGCACACCUAGCUGGUUAUAAUAUUCUAGUUUUUAAAAAUGAAAAAAUCUCUGCCGGCCUGCCUCUACUUUCCAUAGGGGCAAUUCGCGAACGAAGCUCAAAAAUCAGAUAUUGCAUAAUUUGGCGAUGUUUGCAUCUAAUCUUCUCAACAACAAACGUUUCAGACAAAUAAAAAGGCGGGGGGGCUUUGAAAGAAUGUUAUCUUAUGAGCAAUAUCCCGAAGAGAAAUCUCACCUCUGGUUGUCAUCUUUUAAAAAAAUCGAUCAAUCUUCAUGGAGGACUACUCGACGUAACUACAAACAUAUACCUCAAAUCGUGUGGAUAUCAUCCAGAUUCCGAAAUCCUCUGAAGAUACACUGUUACACUUGUAUGUCAUCUGAAACAUGUUGAAGUCGGCUGAUCUACAUGAAACUAUCCUCACAUCGGUCAUUUGUCAUAAACAUGUUCGUUAUCACGAUGGCGUGACACUGUAUUUCUCCGUGAAGUUUCUAUCGGUCGCUCCGAAAAAGACGAGAAAUUGAUAUUUAUCAUAUAUUUCAGCAGAUUUCCGCGCAUUCUGAAGUAAAAACAACCGAAAAAAAAAGAGGAAAACCUCUAUUGAACGCUCGUAAACACUGAGAAUCUGAGAUCUUGGCCCACAGACAAAUUUCCAUCGCUUGUUUUCAUGACAUUUGGCACAAAAGAGGUUUUUAUAAUUCCUUCUCGUAACGACAUCGUAUAUGACUCGGUAAUUACCACUUUUGCAAUUGUGAUAGUAAGGCGAAGAUGUCUGGCUGUUAGAAUUGAUCGCUGUACAGUAUCGUGCACGUUGUCCAUUUCGAACUUUCCACUGUACCGUUGAACAAUAUUUGAACAGGAGUUUCAAAGCAUUAGAACGAGAGUAGUGGCGUGGUGGACUGAAUCACAACGCAAGUUAUAUCAAGUUCUAAGGGCACGAGGUCGCUCGCUUUUACCUCGGCGCACCUCGCGUAAUAGUGAUUUCUGUAGCUGGUUUUUUUCUGAUCAGAAACGGGAAUCAUGUCGUUCAGAUUCUCGUCAGAGAGGUUGUAAGGUUGUUCGCACUUUGUCUUCGUCAGAUCAGCCGGCCAUUGUUUAGGACAAGCAGCUAUCAUCCAAAUCCCCACAGUUUCAUUUGUAUGACCGUUGUGUACGCAUCUCCAUCGCUCAUCCGGCUAGAUGGUUGUUGCUGAUUUGGAAAACUGGACAGAAUAGUUGCCCUAAUGGUGGAAUGGCUUCCGACUUGUUUGUAAGGUGGCGACAGCGAAAUAUGUAAACUCUUCAUGAUUAGCGACGAGGUCAGGACCUGACCAGUUACAUUUUCUGAUGAAAAUAAAUCCGUCUCUUUAAUUGGCGAUAACGUUGCUCGUGGUUUCAACAUAAACUGCUUUAUGGUCUACUUAGCUCUAGAAGAGCAAGGAGUUUUGCCUUCUGCCACCAAUGAGUUUGAUGGCAAGCAGUGCUUGUCAUAAUCUUCACAACAGUCCAUAAACAUUUCACAGUAAGAGUCGCAGAAACACUGAAGUCUUACUUCUGUUGGUCCUAGGUCCCGCUCUUUUUACACUUUCCAAAGCAUGAAUACCGUGAAGAUCCCUUACAAAACACCAAAAUUUCAUCAUGUGAUGUGGAAUUUAGAAUACCUGUUCGUGUUGAGAGCUUCGUUUUUAUUUCACGGGAAUUACGACCUUUUUCGAAAAGCCGUUUGACCGUAUAAUUUUGGUGAGCUCCCUGCGCCUCUCCAAGCAUAGAUUCCCUGUAAUAUCGGAUUAUUAGUUUUGAUUCUUCCGUUUGAUGUGUGUUGGCCUUUUCCAGUGUCGUUUUCAAGACAAUCAAAUUGAACCAGAAAAGACGAAUUUUCAUUUUAGAUGUUGGCUUACCGGCUGAAGAUUCGCAAGAUAAUACGGAAACAAUCGUGUGCAAGAAAUAUUGCACUUUGGCUUUGAACGCACUAUUUGAAUAGUACUAGAAAGUUUAUCCAUCCACCGACUGACAAUAAGUCUACCUAGAAGAUAAUUGCUUUUUCGAGUUUUUUCGCCAAAAUUUGGCAGCCAAUGACGUGUAGCUCAAGUCUCUUGUUUACGCUUUCAUUUUCUGAUCUUAAUAUCUUCUGAUCGAAAUCGCAUUAGAGCAAGCUGAGUGAUAGGGGAUUGUAAACGGUUCACGUUAAAAAAAAAAAGGCUUAAUAAAGUCAGUAAAAUACAACCUGUUUUCUUUCGCCAGAUUAUUCAUUUUAGACAGAGGAUUUCAUUUCGAAAUACUUGAGUUUGGUGCAGGUGUUCUGGCUUCGUAAAGUGACAUAAUUUAAUUUCCUUUCAUCACUACUUUAAGAUUUUUCUAAAAUAUGAAAAUUGUAUCUUAUUUGUAAUUGCAUGAAAGUGUAGCACUUUAUUCGUUUAUUUAUUCUAUUUUUUUUACGUUUUUUCAAAACGAGUUUAAGCUUACUAUAAAGCAAUGCCUGAAGACUUUCCGAAGAAAAAACGACCUCUAGGAAGAUUAUAAACGACAACUGAUUAAUUUUGGUUUCUUAGAAUCAACUUUCGAAGUUUGUGCUUUUUCAUGCACACUUCAGUAUUUUCACUCCUUGGCCUUUUGUGGUACGAGAAUGUUGAGGGAAUUAUUUCUUGACGUGAAAAUCCAAAAAGAAAAAGAAAGCUGAUUUCGGCAAAGAUUUAUUUCUUAAAAUUUUUUACCAUCAGGUUAUUGCAGUCCGGCUUAUCGGGAAAACCUGUGAAAAAAAUUCACUCGAGGUAAUGUGGAUGAAUCAAAUGAUUUCAGUGGUUCGAGGAACGGAAAAGAUAUUUAUGUUGUCUUCAUGAUUACUCCUCUUCUGUUUUUUCGACAUUUUUUAUGACCAUUUUCAUUUUUUCACUGGAGCACUAAGACAACUAAGUUUCAUCGCGAUCGAAAUGAAAUUUCAGCACGAACAAUAGUAUAUUUUAAACCAGUAGAUUAACAAAUUGAAUGUAUGUGUAGGUCGUCAAGUCUAUUUAAUUUCCUUUUUCUUUCUAGAUAUGAUUUUAUCCAUUUGCAGUUUGAAUUUAUUUCGUUAAUUUGCUGUUUAAGCUGAGGUUGGGCAGCUUCAACAUUUCACCGUGGGAGUGUUAGAAAUUGGGUUAAUAUCGCUCAGGGAAAACGACAGUUCGCGAAGAACUCAACGAUAUCUCGUGGCUAUUAGAACAAUGGCUUGUAUUGUAUCGCCGAUAUAUCAUUCCAACUAAAAUAUCAUUCAAAGAGCAUCGUUAAAUCGCAAUUAUCGCGAUAACAUUCGAUUAUUGUUUGAGUAAAUUUGCACAGCACAAAUUUGUAGGCGUUGUUCCAAGGCUUAUUUAUACAGAGGAGGAAGCGUGAGGAGGGAAGGGUUUGGGGGACUCCUUUCCCUUCAUUUAUUACUCUUUGAUAUUUCGCAGAGAAAGUUUCCCAAAACUUUCACUGCAAUGUAUGAGCAAAUUUAUGAUAACUAUUGCAACAAUAAUGGAAGAGUAUAGAGCAACUACUUUAAUCAAACUUUUCUUAAAUUUCCGUGAGGUGGUUCAAAAUUCUCGCUUUUAAAGAACACAUAUCUCUUCUAAAUUUUUCUCCAUAGUUUGUGGCUCAUCCGUAUUCUCAACUCAUGUUAAAUGCAGUGCUUUACCUCGACUUCGACAAGAAUUGGAUUUACCGGAGAAAUAUCACGAAAACUACCUUCUUUGUUCUUCACACGCUCUUAUUACCUCUUUGGUCCAUUUUUUACCUUGUCACGCCCGACAAUAAACUGUCUCAGAAACUGGCUACUCCGCUGGCCAAAUUCAUCAGUCACACGGGCUCUUUCUGCUGGUUCUUGUUCAUUCUGAUUCUCUCCUCAGUUCAAGACAGGCUAGGAAUUUCACUCUUGGAAAUCUCUUGGAUAGGUAAGUAAACAUGGACAUUGGUUUAGUGCUCAUGGAAUCCUGUAUUUAGUGACAAGAAAACCACUUACUCCCAGCCUCCUAUCCUGCCGGCGGGACAAGAAAUGAAUUUUACCAUGGUGUUGCAGCGACAAUCGUUGAUUAGCUGUUGCACUAUGGUUUAGAAAUUGUUCUGUCAGUGACGAAUUCGGUUGCGCUUAUUGUGCCUCUUUUUUUCUUUCCACAUUUUGACGUAAUCUGUAAUCUCUUACUGACAAACGCACGGCCACAUGGAAACCAUUUUUUUAAUUCGAUAAACUAGGAAAAUUCUUUUUCCUACACUAGACACCAUGUGUGUCCCUCGCGCAUGCUACUCCUUACUUGUGAGUUCCCCACGGAAACAAACAAAAAAGCAGUAAGGUAGCUUAUGUAUGUUUGAAUAAAACUCGAGUGGCCCGUUUUUAUUUUUCGUUUACUUUCCUCUCAGAUAUCUUGACCGCUAUGUGGGUGUUAGGUCUCAUCUUUGAAGAAAUGAAAGAGUUCUACAGACAAGGAAGAGAGCGUUACUUUGCCCAAUGGUGGAAUAUUGUUACCAUUUUAAUGUUACUCUUCUUCUUACUGGCGGGCUUAUUCUGGCUGUUGGGUUCCUCGGCGUUGAUGGUUAAAGAUGGAAAUUAUUCGUUCAAGUACCUCGUCAGAAGUAUCUCAAGAGAUUCAGCCUUUCGAUUCUUGUUUAUUUCAAACAGGUGGGUAAAGAAUUGCGGAGAAGUAUGGAAGGAUUGCAGUGCUUGCAAAUUUACUCAUAGAAGGCACUGUGUCCAGCCAUGAAGACACUCAGUCAUUACUAAUAACGCAGUCUUUUCAAAUUUUCUGGUAAAAAGCCUUCAAACCCGAAAAAAUCAGAUUGAAAGACCAUGAAUAUUGUAAAACGAAGCACAUGUGAUGUAUCUGCGUGAUUGACCAAGUAUCUGAGGUGAAGAUGACUGGAUAUUGAAGUCUCUUUUCGCAUACUUUUAUAGCUCGGGACUUCACAAACUGAAAUUUAUAUUUGACUUUAAUUUUGACUGAGGUCUGAAAGGGUUUAAUGACAGAAUUGCUUGUUGCAACUUUCACUUGCCUUUAAUUUCUACACAGCAUUUUUUCGAUGGCGUUCUUGGUAAGUUUUUUCCACUUGUCAAACUCGCUGCAAGUGAACAGUGGCAUUGGUCCUCUGCAGUUAUCUUUGAUAAAGAUGUGUCAAGAUGUAGGCAAGUUCCUGCUGUUGUUCCUUCUGGUUUUCGUGUCCUUUUCUAUGGCCAUCCGCAAAGUUUAUUCACAAUUUGAGCAAAUUGUGAAUUUAUAUCCGGCUAAGGAACACUCUCAAAAUUCCCAUGAAUUCUCAGGGUAAGUCACUGGCACUUUUUACCCUUGAGAUUCAGUAGCUUAGAUUUAGCAGACACUCGCUUCAAAUUAUCUUCUCGUGUUCCUUACUUGCGGCUUGCAAUAGCCCAACAGCGACCCAUUGUGUCAUUGGCACGGACGGUUAGACCUUAUCCCAUGUCAACCCACAAAACCUCUGCUAAUAGCUUGUAACCGUUAUCAAUGAACAAGAACUCUAAAUGAGUGGCAACUUAAACUGUGUAACCAGGUCAACCUUUGACUGUGAAUAUUUGCAGGUCGGUUGUGCACUGUGGAUUAAGAAAUGAAUACGAAAGCGAUCUGCGCAGUAGUGAAAAUAAAGCCUAAAAAGGCUGAAUGAGGCUUGAAUCUUUUUCAGGCCUUAUUUUCAUCACUGCUUAAGUUAGGUUCAUAACUGCGGAGAUCGCUUUCAUAUUAAGGUCCUCUCUGUUGACGAUAUUAUCCUCUUUACUAAACUACCCUUUGAACCGAUCGCAGAAAUGAACCCUGGAGAACAAAUCUGAGCUUGGACACCUCGUUUAUGAUUUCCCUCUAGUCCCGCCAGAACCCAAGGUUUUUUCUGGGCUUCAAUUUCUGAAACUUUCAGCAUUAAUUUAUAUGUUUGACUGUGAAGAUUUAGUUGUAACUUGUCAUCCACAGAUCAAACGUGAAUAAAUUAAAAUGUUGUUUUUCAUAAUCUUAGUCUGUCGUGUCACCUUUGUAGAUCGUUUUCAAUCAGGUAAUAAACAGCUAUGCAUAUGUGUUGGAACGAGAGAGAAAACUAUAUGAGGAAGGAGUUAAGUAAGAUCCGCACUUGCUCUGCUCACAUGACCGCCAUUUUAUUGUGUCGGUAACUAGUAUGAUCGUCGAAACGUCCUGUAAAAACGAUUUAUCCCUUUUCAUAUUUCCCAAUAUUUUCGCUCUUAUUUUUUCACUCAUUUCCGUGACUAUUUGCAUCCUAAAAAAUCUAUUAGAAUCACCCCCAAGGGGAGUAUUUGUCGUAUCAUCAGUUUCGCCGAUGGUUUAAAUCUGCCGCUCGUAUGAUAAUCGGAAAUUUUGAAAAAUCCCGCGUGUAUUUUAAAGCUGUUUCCACCAUUGUUCCAAAGUAGCCAUAUACGGUCAUUGUUAAUCGUUAAACAAAGCCUGUUCAACUUUCAGCUGAUCCGCUUUUCUUGAUACGAGUUUUUUUCUUCGUUUUAGAUUCUCUGCUGGCUUGAGGAAGCUUUUUUGGGCUCUGUUUGAUAAAACAGAUCUUGAAGCAUUUGAACUUGAAUCGAGCACGUUCUACAUAACUCAGACGACUGGAGAGACUUUGUUUGCUAUUUUCAAUAUCGUCGCCAUUUUGAUCUCGCUCAACAUGCUCAUUGCAAUGAUGUCGAACUCAUUUCAGCAAAUAGCGGUUAGCAACAGUUUUAUAAUCCAGAAGACAAUCUUAUUUAUUUAACCAUUUACACCCUGGUAUCCGUAUGCAUGUUCUUUAUACUGUUCUCUCAAAUGACCUUAAUAUUUGAUUAAGAUGUAAUAAUUAUAAUGUUGGGAUUUGCGAUCACAACCACUAACACGGCCAAAACGACCGUCCCGUGACUUCCCACCAACGGUCUUUGAUACACAAAACAGUUAUCAGACUGUGACUUUGUGAAAGUAGCAACUUAUGUUAUGCAACAUCUCCAGAAAAUGGAACUAGACACCUCAAACCCAAAUUCGGGUGUCAGUUUGGCGUUUUACUUCUCAAAACGGAGCAGCACCAUAACCAUGUGUUGGUCUGGUCCUAACCAGAUUUCAGCUAUUUAUUUAUUUACUUAUUGCCAAUCUAGGACGAUGCUGAUAUCCAAUGGAAGUUUUCCAGAACAGGGAUGUGGAUGCAGUACGUGGACAAGGGAAGUGUCCUUCCUCCUCCUUUUAACCUUCUACCCAAUCGGAAGCAUUUUGUUGAUUUGUGUCGACGUAUUAAAAACUGGAUCAAGCCUCAAAAGGUAGGCUGAAUUUUAAGGUUAUUUCCGGUUUUACUUGGAGGGCAGUGCUCCUUAACAAAUGAUUUAUUCCAACUGAUAUCGCUGACUGCAAUACUCAACAAACCAGUAGUAUUUACGUCAUCACAUUACCGAGCCCCCUGGUACUAGUAAAUUAUAACCAAGGGAGUGGUCAAACAAGUAAUUUCAAAUUAGCCGGUUGUGUAGCACAGAGCUUACUAAAAAUAACGAACAGGAUCACUGUGGAAUUGUACACCUUAAAGUCAUAUACUUUUCUAUUGUCUCUAGAACGAAGUAUACGAAAAAUGCUUUAUUAGAAAUAUUUCCCGGCAUAACAAAGUCAUGAUAUCAUCUGUAAAUUAAUAAGGGAACCAAAGUCUCUUCACCAGAUAACUUCAUGCAACUGAAGGUGAAGGUGAAGGACCUGUAAACUCAUGAUAUUUUCUUAUUUCUGAUUGGUCAGCACAGAAUUGUAGUUAAGUCUGCAGGGUUAGCUGAUUACAUUAGCGACUUGAUUUUCGUUGGCUGUUGAACUGUCUUAUAUGGCGUCAAAUAAUAUGCAACUUUACAAUAGCUCGCGGCUCGAGCAUUUAGUAUGCAUAUUACUGAUCUUACAGAUUUUUUUGUAUCAGGAGUAUUUAUUAAAUACUCUUGACCAAUCAGAUCAUAGUUAUUCUAAUCCAAAAUAAUCGAAGUUUUUAGCAAGGAAACUAAGGUUGUUAGCGGACUCAUCAUGCAUUACGUGCAGUACUGAAAAGUGUAUGUUUGGUUCUAGAAAGAGCAUUAUGACGAUUUGGAUUCAAGUGAAGGAGAUGAAGAGCAAGACGAAGAUAUGAUUGAGGUAAUUGUGGUUAGGAUUUGGAUAUUUCCUUGUAGGUCUAGUUAAGUUUUUCAUGCAUUGUCCUUAUUUGGUACCCAUUUCUUUUGGGUGGAAGCAAAGUAUUUAUAUCUGCAGGAACGUUUUACCCGAAAAUCAACUUUCCUUCCUUAAAGAAAGAUCUAUUAAUUUUUUUACGAACGUGAGAAAAAGAACUUCUCUGAAUGAGAUAUCGAAUUCUAUACCCUCAGAUUUUAUGCCCUGAAGCUUUACCACUGAGGUGCAGGGAAUUCGAUCAUAAGUUAGGCCGGCCUUACGCUCGGUUACUCCGCCUUUGUGACACUAAAGAGAACAACGCAGAUUCACUUCCGCCACGAUCGAUUCUAUGACACUUCAGAUAAUCACAAAGUCUUAGAGAUCAUCGUCUGUAUAAAUAAGUAGCCUUUGUGUCUUGUUACACUUGGAUUGCAAUUUUAAUUUCUCCUUUUAUUACACCCAUUUUGAAAUCACUAGUGGUCCCUGUAAUCUGAUUGGCUCUAGUUGGUGCGAUUUAUUCACGAAUCGCACCAUUUUUUGCUUUAAAUCGCAUCUUUCUCCCAGCCAAUGAGGAUACAAUAAAAACAAAACAACCAAUCAGAUUUCAAGGCUUGUUUGAAGUAACCAAUCAACUUGCAAGAAAAUGAAAGACAAAGAGUAUCAUGUGGCAAAUUUUGCAACUCAAAACUCUUAUUUUUCCCCCACAAAAAAUGAAUGAAUUUAAUUUCAAACCAGCUCAGUACUGCAUCAAUGAAACAUUUGAACUGACCAAGUCCUGUAUUUGGGCGAUUUCAGAAUGGUUGUAAAGAAGUGGUAAUUGAACUGAGUGGAGUUGAAUUCGGGCUGAAAUCAUACGUGUGAUUUCAAAAUUGAACGAGCGCGCAGCGCAAGUUCAAAUUGAAAUAACAAGAAUAAUUUCAGACCAAAAUUGCACGAUUACAAAUCAUGUCGUGGUUUCCGUCUUGAUUGAGAGACGUAGUGCCUUGAUGGUGAGCGUGUAGGACUCCACACCAAAUGAUCAGGUUCUGCACUCCGACCACAGUCACUUGUUGUGUUUCUGAGAAAGACUCUCUCUUCACUUUCAUAGAUUAUAUCUCCGCCUAAGAAAAGAAAGUCAAAUUGUACUGGCAAACUGUCAGGAAAACUUGACGAAGUGCCAGAACCUGAUAUGGGCUUAUGUGCCAUUAAGGGAGAUAAGUUAUUCAGUCUCGCAAUACUACUUUCUUUUGCUUCCCUUAGUUCGUUUUGUUAAUUAAGUAGCUUAAAAAAAAACAGCUUCAAAGGUGUUUACUCUUGGAGGUUGUUUUUGUCGAUUUUUUGUCAGUUUCUUGUCAUCUAAUAGUUUGACAUUGGCGUUUUACAGCGUGAGAAAAUCCUCAAGCUUCUUAUCGAUCGUUACUUCUUCACCUCGCGUCAAGCCAGGGAUCGUCUCGUACUCACCACUGCGCUGAAAGCUUUUGGAAGUAGCGUUCAGGUGAGUGACGUUUUAAAUAGUGCAUCUUCUACUUCA